UUGAAAUGCCAUUUCUCUGUCUCACGCGAACCCACCGGUCACUCAGCAGUUCUGAUUGAGGAGCGUCAGGUGAGCGUCAUGGCGUCGGUGGAAGAGGAGCUGACCUGCUCCGUGUGCCGGGACAGCUUCAGCCAGGCCCACCCGCUGCCCUGCGGCCACAGCUUCUGCCCCGCCUGCGUGCGCGAGGCCUGGAGCGGCCAGGAGGAGGCCAAGGGCCGUUUUAACUGCCCCCAGUGUCUGGAGGAGCACGGCGAGGUGGUGUGCGACUGCUGCCCCUCGGAGGCCGGCCAUGGCCAGCCCUCGCCGGCGGUCAAGACCUGCCUCCGGUGCGAGGUGUCUCUGUGCGCCGGCCACCUGCAGCCCCACCUGGAGAGGCCGGCCUUCAGCAGCCACCUGCUGGUGGACCCGCUGGGGGACAUAUCCAAGCGGCGGUGUCAGAGGCACUCGGAGGUUUUCCGCUACUACUGCGUGGACGAGAGGGCCUACCUGUGCGGGGACUGCCUGCUGGAGGGAAGCCACGCUCAGCACAAAGUGAAAGCACUCAGACAGGUGGAAGAGGACCUGAAGGUCAUUCUCAAGACGCUACUCACCAAAGCAGAGAAGAAACUAAUAGAUGGGGAACGGAUUCUCAAAGAGCAUGAGAACAUUGAUUCCACCAUGUCUGGCUCUCUGAAGCAGGACGAUGGCCAGGUGGAGCGGCUGGACUCAGACCUGCAGCUCCAGGUGAAGAAGCUGGUGGUGGCCUUGAGAGAGAUCACCAAGAGGGAGCGGCAGCAGCUCAUACAGCGCGUGCACCAGGACUGCGCCAAAGUGAGGGAGGACCUGAGCCAGACGGUGCACAUCCAGCACUACCUGACCUUCCUGCUGGCGGAGACUGACCCCUUCCUGCUCAUCUGGGCCUUUCAGUCAGAUGACACAAAGUUGUUAGCUGACUUGAACUGCCCGCUUUUCACCCCUGAUCCCAUCAGUAUGGACAGGAAACACAUCCUGGAAGAUAUAGAGAGCAAAUACCGGGAGUUCAUCACUGCCACUCUUCGCUGCCUCACCGAUCUCAAGAGGGAGCUCUUGACCAGUCCUCUGACUCUGGACACGAACACGGCCCACCCUCUGCUGAGCAUCUCCGAUGACCUGCGCUCAGUCACGCGGGUUAAAGGCCGCCUGCCCUGCGCCGCCCACCCGGAGCGUUUUGACCACUGGCCACAGGUUCUCACCGUCCAGACCUUGAGCUCAGGGACUCACUUCUGGGAGCUGGAGGCUGAGGGCUUCUGGGAUAUCGCAGUGUGCUACAGAAGCAUCGGACGAAAGGGGAAGGAGGCAAACGCUUUCGGGAACAACAAGGUGUCGUGGAGUUUGACGCAGCAACACGACAAAAAGCUGGCAGCCUGGCACAACCGCAGGAAGACCCGCCUCACAUAUCAAAUGACGGGCAACAGGGUCGCGGUCGCCGUGGACUACAGGGCGGGGACCAUCACCUUCUCAGAAGUGGGGCCGUCCAACAGCCUGAUCCACCUCCACACCUUCUCCACCCACUUCACCCAGCCGGUGUGCCUGGGCUUCGGACUCUACAAAGCUGAGCUCAACAGUCGCAUCUCCAUUGUCAAAGUCUGAGGUGGGGGACCGAAAGACAAUUGGAGCAAAUGUGCUCUGUCUCUGGGAUGCACUUGUCCAGGGUUCAUAGCUGUGAGCUCUCCUUUUCUUUCAUCUCAGCAAAGAGCAAUUCUGUGUCUCGGACUGAUAUUGAACUU
Messenger RNA from Menidia menidia (Atlantic silverside), 1745 nucleotides. NCBI's taxonomy places the organism in Eukaryota, Metazoa, Chordata, Actinopteri, Atheriniformes, Atherinopsidae. The record is from the annotation of a GenBank genome assembly.